AUGCCUAGGUCUUUCAUUGUUAAAUUGUUCAAAAGGUUUAGUCUUUUGAAAGUGUUGGAUUUUGAAGAUGGUCGUAUUGAUUAUCUUCCUGAUGAAGUGGGUGAUUUAUUCCACUUGAAGAACUUAAGUUUGAGAAGAACAAAAGUGAGUAUACUUCCAAAGUCAGUGGGUAGGCUACAUAAUCUACAAACACUAAAUGUUGUGGAAAGUGGAGUUCGUGAGCUACCAAUUGAAAUAUUCAAGCUUUAUAAGCUAAGGCAUAUUUUGGCUCAUUCUCAUGACUUUGAAAUUAAAAGUAGCUUUUAUUCUGUGAGAGGAGUAAAAGUACAUGAAGGGGUUGGAUGUUUAAACGAAUUGCAGACACUAGCAAGUAUUGAGGCAAAUCAUCAUGGGGUUGGUGUAUUUGAAGACCUUGGAAAGUUGAUUAAGUUAAGGAUGCUGGGCAUUUCAAACAUGACUGCAGAACGUGGGAGGGCUUUGUGUGACUCCAUUCAAAAUAUGGUCCACCUUAACAUUUUGCUUGUAGGCUCAAUCAGUGAAGAUGAGAUCAUAGACUUACAAUCAAUUUCAACACCACCUCCAUUUCUAGCACAUAUCUAUCUAAGGGGGAGAUUGGAGAGGGUGCCCAAUUGGAUUUCAGAGCUUCAGAAUCUUGUCACACUAGUGUUAUUUUUCUCAUCAUUAGAGGAGGAUCCACUGUCGAGUGUCCAGGCUUUGCCUAAUCUAAUCACCCUUUCUCUUAAUCAUGCUUAUGAUGGGGAGCAACUGCAUUUUGAGGAAGGUGGUUUUAAAAAGCUCAAGAAGCUCACACUCAGAGAGUUGAAAGGAUUAAAGAUGGUGGAUAUAGACAAUGGCUCACUGCCUGUUCUUGAGGAGCUAGCUAUUGGGCCAUGCCCGCAGAUGGAGGAGGUGCCCUCUGGAUUCCUACAGCUGAAAAGUCUAAAGAUUCUCGACUUCUAUGAAAUGCAUAGAGAAUUUGUGCUACGUAUGCAGCCAGAUGGAGGCGAAGAUUAUUGGAAAGUUAAGAAGGUAACUACUAUCCGUCUCAGGUAUAGGAUUAAAGGAGAAAAAUAUCAAAUAUACAAGCUUAAUGACUCAGACUUGUCGGAGCGUCUACAAGGGUGA
Messenger RNA from Corylus avellana, 1125 nucleotides. NCBI's taxonomy places the organism in Eukaryota, Viridiplantae, Streptophyta, Magnoliopsida, Fagales, Betulaceae. The record is from RefSeq and is a predicted model, not a curated record.